UACGGGCCGACGCGGCGCGGCUCCCGCCCCGCCGGUGACGUGCGGCGCGCGCGGCCCGGCCGCUCCAGCAGUUGGUGCAACGGCGGUUGGGCUGAGUGCGCUCGCUUCACCCCUCCCCUCCUCCGGCCCGGGCCCCCACCCCGCCGGGCCCAGCCCCAGCCCCAGCCCCAGCGGCCCGUCCCGCGCGGGCCCUUGUCGCCCCCUCAGCCGGCGACGCCCCGGGCCGGCCGGCCGCCUGCCACCAUGGAGCUGGAGGAUGGUGUGGUGUACCAGGAGGAGCCCGGCGGCUCUGGGGCCGUGAUGUCGGAGCGGGUGUCCGGCCUGGCCGGCUCCAUCUACCGCGAGUUCGAGCGGCUCAUCGGGCGCUACGACGAGGAGGUGGUCAAGGAGCUGAUGCCACUGGUGGUGGCCGUGUUGGAGAACCUCGACUCGGUGUUCGCGCAGGACCAGGAGCACCAGGUGGAGCUGGAACUGCUGCGGGACGACAACGAGCAGCUCAUCACCCAGUACGAACGAGAGAAGGCGCUGCGCAAGCACGCCGAGGAGAAAUUCAUUGAAUUUGAAGACUCUCAAGAACAGGAAAAGAAGGAUUUACAGACCAGAGUGGAAUCCUUAGAAUCUCAAACAAGACAACUUGAACUCAAGGCCAAAAACUAUGCCGACCAGAUUAGCAGACUUGAAGAAAGAGAAGCAGAACUGAAGAAGGAAUAUAAUGCAUUACAUCAGAGACACACUGAGAUGAUCCAUAAUUAUAUGGAACACUUAGAAAGAACAAAACUUCAUCAGCUCUCAGGGAGUGAUCAACUAGAGUCCACAGCUCAUAGUAGAAUUAGAAAAGAACGCCCUAUAUCAUUAGGGAUUUUUCCAUUACCUGCUGGAGAUGGACUGCUUACACCUGACACUCAGAAAGGUGGCGAGACCCCUGGAUCAGAGCAAUGGAAAUUUCAGGAAUUAAGUCAACCACGUUCUCAUACCAGCCUGAAGGAUGAACUUUCUGAUGUUAGCCAGGGAGGAUCUAAAGCUACCACUCCAGCAUCAACAGUUGCUUCAGAUGUGGCAGCAAUUCCUAGUGAUACUCCUUUAUAUGAAGAGAAUGAAGGAUUUGUGAAAGUUGCAGAUACACCAGAUAAGUCAGAAAUAAGCAAGCAUAUUGAAGUACAGGUAGUUCAAGAAACUAGAAAUGUGUCAACAGGCUCUGCUGAAAAUGAAGAGAAGUCAGAAGUUCAGGCAAUCAUUGAGUCCACUCCUGAGUUGGAUAUGGACAAAGAUCUCAGUGGAUAUAAAGGCUCAAGCACUCCCACCAAAGGCAUAGAGAACAAAGCUUUUGAUCGCAAUACAGAAUCUCUCUUUGAAGAACUGUCUUCAGCUGGUUCAGGUCUAAUUGGAGAUGUGGAUGAAGGAGCAGAUUUACUAGGAAUGGGUCGUGAAGUUGAGAAUCUUAUAUUGGAAAAUACACAACUGUUGGAAACCAAAAAUGCAUUGAAUGUAGUGAAGAAUGAUUUGAUUGCAAAAGUGGAUGAACUUACCUGUGAGAAAGAUGUGCUGCAAGGGGAGUUGGAGGCUGUGAAACAAGCCAAGCUGAAGCUAGAGGAAAAGAACAAAGAAUUGGAGGAAGAGCUUAGGAAAGCUCGUGCAGAGGCUGAAGAUGCAAGGCAAAAAGCAAAAGAUGAUGAUGAUAGUGAUAUUCCCACAGCCCAACGGAAGCGGUUUACUAGAGUAGAAAUGGCCCGAGUUCUAAUGGAGAGAAACCAAUAUAAAGAGAGACUGAUGGAGCUUCAAGAAGCUGUUCGAUGGACAGAGAUGAUUCGCGCAUCAAGAGAAAAUCCAGCUAUGCAGGAAAAAAAAAGGUCAAGCAUUUGGCAAUUUUUCAGCAGACUUUUCAGCUCCUCAAGUAACACUACUAAGAAGCCUGAACCACCAGUUAAUCUGAAGUAUAAUGCACCCACCUCUCAUGUCACUCCUUCCGUCAAGAAAAGAAGCAGUACCUUAUCUCAGCUCCCUGGGGAUAAGUCCAAAGCCUUUGAUUUCCUUAGUGAAGAAACUGAAGCUAGUUUAGCCUCACGCAGAGAACAAAAGAGAGAACAGUAUCGUCAGGUAAAGGCACAUGUUCAGAAGGAAGAUGGUAGAGUGCAGGCUUUUGGCUGGAGUUUGCCUCAAAAGUACAAACAGGUAACCAACGGACAAGGGGAAAAUAAGAUGAAAAAUUUACCUGUGCCUGUCUAUCUCAGACCUCUAGAUGAAAAAGAUACAUCAAUGAAGCUGUGGUGUGCUGUUGGAGUCAAUUUGUCAGGUGGGAAGACCAGAGAUGGUGGUUCUGUUGUUGGAGCAAGUGUAUUUUACAAGGAUGUUGCUGGUUUGGAUACAGAAGGAAGUAAACAACGAAGUGCAUCUCAGAGUAGUUUAGACAAGUUAGAUCAGGAACUUAAGGAACAGCAGAAGGAGUUAAAAAAUCAAGAAGAAUUAUCCAGUCUAGUCUGGAUCUGUACCAGCACUCAUUCAGCUACAAAAGUUAUCAUUAUUGAUGCUGUUCAACCAGGCAACAUCCUAGACAGUUUCACUGUUUGCAAUUCUCAUGUUCUGUGCAUAGCAAGUGUACCAGGAGCACGAGAAACAGACUACCCUGUCGGAGAAGAGCUUUCAGAAUCUGGACAAGUAGACAAAGCAUCUUUAUGUGGAAGCAUGACAAGCAAUAGCUCAGCAGAGACAGACAGCCUGUUGGGAGGCAUCACAGUAGUUGGUUGUUCUGCAGAAGGUGUGACAGCAGCUGCCACUUCCCCUAGUACCAAUGGAACUUCUCCAGUGAUGGAAAAACCACCAGAAGAGCUAACAGAAAAUAGUGAGGUUGAUGAAAAUGUUCCAACAGCAGAAGAAGCAACUGAAGCUACUGAAGGCAAUGCAGGGUCAGCUGAAGAUACCGUGGACAUCUCCCAAACUGGCGUGUACACAGAACAUGUUUUCACCGAUCCUUUGGGAGUUCAAAUCCCAGAAGACCUCUCACCAGUAUAUCAGUCAAGUAAUGACUCAGAUACGUAUAAAGAUCAAAUGUCAGUAUUGCAAAAUGAACAAGACCUGGUGAGAGAGGAAGCCCAGAAAAUGAGUAGCCUUUUACCAACUAUGUGGCUUGGAGCUCAGAAUGGCUGUUUGUAUGUCCAUUCAUCUGUAGCCCAGUGGAGGAAAUGUCUCCAUUCUAUUAAACUUAAAGAUUCGAUUCUCAGUAUUGUACAUGUGAAAGGAAUUGUGUUAGUGGCCCUGGCUGAUGGUACCCUCGCAAUCUUUCACAGAGGAGUUGAUGGGCAGUGGGAUUUGUCUAACUAUCACUUGUUAGAUCUUGGACGACCUCACCAUUCCAUACGAUGUAUGACUGUGGUACAUGACAAAGUUUGGUGUGGCUAUAGGAACAAAAUUUAUGUGGUUCAGCCAAAGGCCAUGAAAAUAGAGAAAUCAUUUGAUGCACACCCCAGGAAGGAGAGCCAAGUGCGGCAGCUUGCCUGGGUGGGUGAUGGUGUGUGGGUCUCCAUUCGUUUGGAUUCCACACUCCGUCUCUAUCAUGCACACACUUAUCAACAUCUGCAGGAUGUGGACAUUGAGCCUUACGUAAGCAAAAUGCUAGGUACUGGAAAACUGGGCUUCUCAUUUGUGAGGAUCACAGCUCUUAUGGUGUCUUGCAAUCGUUUGUGGGUGGGGACAGGCAACGGUGUCAUUAUCUCCAUCCCAUUGACGGAAACGGUAAUCCUCCACCAGGGACGUUUACUGGGGCUGAGGGCAAAUAAAGCCUCAGGAGCAUCGGGAAAUCGUCCUGGAAGUGUCAUCCGUGUAUAUGGUGAUGAAAACAGUGAUAAAGUGACACCCGGGACAUUUAUACCCUAUUGUUCGAUGGCACAUGCACAGCUUUGCUUCCAUGGGCACAGGGAUGCUGUGAAAUUCUUUGUGGCAGUUCCAGGUCAAGUCAUCAGCCCACAAAGUGGCAGCAGUGGCACAGAUCUAACAGUUGAGAAAGCAGGGCCAUCUGCACAGGAGCCUGGCAGCCAGACACCCUUGAAGUCUAUGCUUGUCAUCAGUGGAGGAGAGGGCUACAUUGACUUCCGAAUGGGUGAUGAAGGUGGAGAAUCAGAGCUUCUUGGAGAGGAUCUUCCACUUGAACCUUCUGUCGCCAAAGCGGAAAGGAGUCACUUGAUAGUGUGGCAAGUGUUGUAUGGUAGUGAGUGAACCCAUAGGAAACAGGUGGCGACGGGGAAGUCAUCUCUUCUGCAUGGUUUAUUUUCCCUUUUUCCCUUUAUUUAAUGCUCCCUUUGUGAAAUAAGUUUCACCACAUAAUGUGUGAGCAUUUUUUUCUGUUAACUUUAUACUAUAAAAUCUGUCCUACUGUACCAGUACAGGAACUAGCUGUUUUACUGCACCAGUGUUAUAGGCAAUUUCAGUAUAUUAUGAACAAAUCAAAGAAUGUUUACUUUCUGCAAACUGGUGAAUUUUAGAAAGCAAUCCAGAUGUGGUUUACUCUGCCACAGCUAAUAUCACUUACUUCAUUUAAUGGGGUCACUUUUUAGCUGUCACUUAUAAUGGAAUUAAUGGAAACACUUGAUAAAUGAAACUGUACCGUUAAAUACGAUAGUGACGUUUUCCCCAAUGUAUUAUAAAAUUGACACAAACUAAUAUCAGGUGGAUUAUCAGGAUUUAUCUAAAUGUCCCGAGAGGGCUAAAAGUUAACUGUAAAUUACUUUAACUUUCACUUUCAAAUCUGACAAAUCUUGUUUAUAUGGUAUAUAAAACUUUGUUUUCAUCAGAUUUUGCGGGGGGGUUUUAUAUUAAAGAAAUUAAGACUACACUAUUUAAAUAAAAGUUUCUUGUUUCUGA
Hippopotamus amphibius kiboko is the source of this 4851-nucleotide messenger RNA. RefSeq names its product sperm associated antigen 9 (gene SPAG9). The transcript has 30 exons. Gene Ontology annotation, molecular function: JUN kinase binding; MAP kinase scaffold activity; kinesin binding. NCBI's taxonomy places the organism in Eukaryota, Metazoa, Chordata, Mammalia, Artiodactyla, Hippopotamidae. Gene Ontology annotation, cellular component: cytoplasm. Gene Ontology annotation, biological process: vesicle-mediated transport. The record is from RefSeq and is a predicted model, not a curated record. Bases 244 to 4206 code for a protein of 1320 amino acids.